Messenger RNA from Medioppia subpectinata, 243 nucleotides. The record is from the annotation of a GenBank genome assembly. Lineage: Eukaryota; Metazoa; Arthropoda; Arachnida; Sarcoptiformes; Oppiidae.
AUGAUCGGUCGGACGGGAAGGGCUGGUCGUAAAGGAAAAGCGAUCACAUUUUUCACUGAGAAAGAUAGCGAUAAAUUGCGAUCCAUUGCUAAUGUGAUGCGACGGUCCGGUUGUGAUGUCCCGCAGUUUAUGCUCGAACUCAACAAAAGAAAACGAAAAAAACAAAAUAAUAAAUCAAAAGACAAGAAAUCUAAAAAACAUAAGACAGACGAAAGCGAUGAUAACGAUAUCGAAAGCGAUUAG